Alexandromys fortis (reed vole) is the source of this 1275-nucleotide messenger RNA. RefSeq names its product centromere protein S (gene Cenps). Gene Ontology annotation, cellular component: FANCM-MHF complex; Fanconi anaemia nuclear complex. The coding region runs from base 58 to 468 and encodes 136 amino acids. Gene Ontology annotation, biological process: replication fork processing; resolution of meiotic recombination intermediates. The transcript is spliced from 5 exons. The record is from RefSeq and is a predicted model, not a curated record. NCBI's taxonomy places the organism in Eukaryota, Metazoa, Chordata, Mammalia, Rodentia, Cricetidae. Gene Ontology annotation, molecular function: chromatin binding; protein heterodimerization activity.
GCAGAGCGGGAAAGUCUGACUCGACCGCGGCCCGCCUGCCCGGGGAGCGCCGCAGCGAUGGAGGAGACGGAGGCGGAGGAGGAGCGGCAGUUCUCUCAUCGGCAGAGGCUAAAGGCAGCAGUUCACUACACAGUCGGCCAUCUGUGCAAUGAAGUGGCCUUGGACAAACAGGUGCAGUUCAACAAGCAGACCGUGGCAGCCAUCGCGGAGGUGACUUUCCGACAGUGCGAAAAUUUUGCCAAAGACCUUGAGAUGUUUGCCAGACACGCGAAAAGAAGCACAGUUACCACUGAGGACGUGAAGCUCUUAGCCAGGCGGAGUAAUUCACUGCUAAAAUACAUCACAGAGAAAAACGAAGAGAUUGCUCAGCUCAACCUAGAGCGAAAGGCCAAGAAGAAAAGGAAGCCAGAGGAUGAGAGCAGUAACUCCACGGAUCCCGCUGCCGAAGUGGUGGACACUGAGACUUGAGUCCUGGCCACGUGGGACCCAGUGGCCUUCAGCACGCGCAAGUGUGCCCACCACCAAGGGCAGUCAGAGGGAUAAGUAGAGGCGUCUAAAAGAAACACGUGGCUGGGCAGUUUUUCAUGCUGCCAGUUUCAAGACAUCUGAGGGCAGCUUGGAAGAACCAGGCGCUCCUCGCCUGCAGAGUGUCCACGUGCCAUCCCUGGCACGGGCGAGGCUGGCGUCUGGAUGGCACACUGACGUGCUGAGGCUGAUGGCUCAUGUUAGCAGUUAGACAUGCUGGGUUUGGGGUGAGCCGUCCUUCACUGCCUACUUUCUAGGCCGAGUGACAGUCUCUGAACAGUGAAUAAAGCUGUUUCCUUAGCUCUGGCUGCUAAGGUUCUUUCAGACCCGUGGCCCCUUGAUCAUCUGUGAAAGAUGGUGCUGGGGAUGGGAUUUCUCGUUCCUUAGCGCACCUUUGUAAUGAAGCCUUGGCUUUGCUGAGCAGAGGUCGCUUGAGGGGGAGUCUGGAGCUCCAGUGUGAAAUAGUGGUGCAGGGGGCCGCAUAGACUUCAGGGCCCACUCUUUCCCUUAUACAGUGGUAGGGUCCAAAGGGUGGCCUAGGGCCGGCAAGGUAGCUCAGUGAGUGAGACAUUUGUCAAGCAUGGUGACCGAGUUUAAUCCCAUGCUGGAGGAGAAAACUGAUUCCCAGAAGUUGAGAAGGGACGAGAUCUUUCAGAAGGCGCCUUCCGGCCUUCAGUUUGCUUUAGGUAUGAGCCUUCCUUGGGUCCUGGUGGUCUCUAGUGGCCUGAGAGGGGUUUCAGGUCUGGGCAG